GCACUUCAUGUGUCAUGGCGCUGCAGUGAGUUCUGUGAGUUCGUUGCUGAGAGACCACAGUGGUGUGGACCGUCUUUUCUAUUAGUUAAUUUUUGUCGUUGUGAACUGCCAUCUCUUGUCCUGGCUGCAGCGUGCACACGAAGGAUCCCUGGAGACCCUCAAGCCACGCAAUGGAAAAAUACAUAUGAUUCUUUAGGAGGCAGUGACCUUGGAGGAUGUAACCGUGAACUUCACCAACGAGGAGUGGGCUCUGCUGAAUCCAUCCCAGAAGAAGCUCUACAGAGAUGUGAUGUGGGAAACAUUUAGGAAUAUAAAUGCUAUAGGAAGGACUUGGGACAGCCAGCAAAUGGAAGAAGAAUUCAGAAAUUAUUCAAGAAAGCUGAGAAAUGAAGAGGAAGCAAUGUGGUAUGAAUAUAAAACUUACAAUCAACAUAAAAACAUGUACCUUUGGCCUUCAGAUGUUAAUGAAGACAAGACAAAAUCCGCUUUAAAGCCAGCUGUAAGUUUUGUUUGUGGAGAGCCCCUGAUAGUUCAUUUAUCAUUGAAUAUCCCCAUCUUACCUCACCCUGGAGGAAAACUACGUGAGUAUUUGGAAUUUGAUGACAAGCUGAGUAAAUGUAAUGAACAUAGAAAACCCUGCAGUGAUUUCCAGUACUUUCAGAAGCAUACAAGGACAAAGAAUGGAGAGAAACCCUAUCAACAUGAGCAGUGCAUGAAAUCCUAUUCUGAAUUUAGUGAAAGAACUCAUUCUGAAGAGAAGGUGGUUGUUGAUCAGGAAAAUGUGAAAGCCUCCAGCACCCCCACUGGUCUUCAGAUAGCUGAAAGAAUUCAUGAUGGAAAGAAACCAUAUGAAAGCAAGCAAUAUGAACAUUCCUUCCACACUCAAAGAUGUAAAAUUGUUGAAAAGAUUCACAUGGAUGAGAAACAUUGUGUAUGCAAGCAGUGUGGGAAGACAUUCACUACCCAUAAAUCUUGUCAGGUACAUGAAAGAAAUCACAUGGGAAUGAAACCUUAUAUGUGCAAGCAAUGUGGAAAAACAUUCACUUCAAAGAGUUAUUCCAAAGUAUAUGAAAGAAUUCACACAGGACUGAAACCUUACGCAUGUAAGCACUGUGGAAAGGCAUUCAGUACACACAAUAAUUGUCAAAAACACGAAAGACUUCACAGUGGGGUGAAACCUUAUGUGUGCAAACAGUGUGGGAAGGCAUUCUCUACUCGAAAUGAGUGUCAAGUACAUGGAAGAACUCACACUGGGGAAAAACCUUAUGGUUGCAAGCAGUGUGGGAGGGCAUUCACUACACACCACUCUUGUCAAAGACACGAACUCACUCACACUGGGUUGAAACCUUAUGUGUGCAAGCAAUGUGGAAAAGCAUUCACUACCAAGAAUUCUUGUAACACACAUGAAAGAUUUCAUACUGGGGAAAAACCCUAUGUGUGCAAGUACUGUGCAAAGGCAUUCACUGCAAACAGUCAUUGUCAAAGUCAUGAAAGAAAUCACACUCGGGAGAAACCUUAUGUGUGCAAGCAGUGUGGGAAGGCAUUCCCUACACCCAGUAAGAGGCAAACACAUGAAAGAACUCACACUGGGGAGAAACCUUAUGUGUGCAAGCAGUGUGGGAAGGCAUUCACUACAAACCGAUAUUGUCAAAUGCACGAAAGAUCUCACUUUGCUGAGAAACUUGUGGGCAAGAAUUGUGGAAAGAUAUUCACUACCCACAGUGGUUGUCAAAGACAUAAAAGCAGUCACACUGUGGAGAAACCUUAUAUGUGCAAGGAAUGUGGAAAAACAUUCAAUUCAAAGUCAUAUUGUAAAAUACAUGAAAGGAUUCACAAUGGGGAAAAACCUUACACAUGCAAGCAAUGUGGAAAAGCAUUCAAUACGAAGUCUUACUGUAAAAUACAUGAAAGAAUUCACAAUGGGGAGAAACCUUAUAUGUGCAAGCAAUGUGGAAAAGCAUUCACUAUUUGGAAUGUAUACAGAAGACAUCAAAGAAUUCACACAGGGGAGAAACCUUAUGUAUGCACACAGUGUGGGAAAGCGUUCACUCAAAGGAGUAGUUGUAAAAAACAUGAAAGAACUCACACUGGGGAGAAACCUUAUGUGUGCAAGCAAUGUGGGAAGGCAUUCACUGAAAGUAGUAGCUGUAAAAAACAUGAACGUACUCACACUAGGGUAAUAUCUUAUAUGUGCGAGCAAUGUGGAAAGACAUUUACCACACACAAAUCUCGUCAAAUGCAUGAAAGAACUCACACAGAUAGGACCAUAUGCAUAUGAGCCAUUGGGAAAAAGAUUUGCUAGUAAUUCCAUUUAUAUACAUGACUCCCUCUGAGGAGGAGCCCCAUGUAUAUCAACAAUGUGGAAAAAAUUCAAUGAACACAUUUUUUAUCACCUACAUGAAAGAAUUCACUGGAGAGUGACCCUAUGUAUGUAAGCCUAUGUGGAAAAAAGGGUGAAAACUCCUCCUGUAUUGAAACUUGUACACAUUGACAUGUAAAAUUUGGUGUCAGUAUGUCUUCAUGGGCUUUUCAGAAAAUACAUCUGGGAGGUAUUCUUUGUUUUUCAGAAAAAUUACUUAAAUACUGAAAUAUUUAUCUAUAGUCUUUACUACAAACAAUAUUGACAUAAUAUAUUUCAGGGGGCCAGAAAUGUAGCUUAGUGGCACAAGUGCCUGCCUGGCAAGCAUGCAGUCAUGAGUUGAUUCCUUGUAACCCCCCAAAAAAACCCAAUUAACAAAGUAAACAAUAUUUUUGGGUAAGCCAGUCUUUGAACCUAGUAUAUAGUAUUUUCUAAUGAGAUGAGUUGAAAUGAAAUAUAUUUAUCAUUUCCAUGUACGGUUACUAUAUAAGCAGUUUUGGAAUUUUUUUUUACUAUAGUGAGGUAUAGUCUGAUAAAAAAAAAAUAAAUUUUAUUAGUAGUUUUUAACUGGGAUUUCCUACUAGCCUUAAUUUAAAUUUCUUCUGUACAGUUCAUAUUCUAUAUACAAAAAGAUAGCUUUAACUUCCUGAUAUAUAUGUAAAUAUGCAUAUUUAGAGAGAUGUACAUAUAUUUUUAAAAGUUCAUGUAUUUUCACACAACUUGCAGAUCACCAAAUGUAUAUUUCAUGACCUAACUAGAUACCUGAAUUUAUUGUUAUAUAUGUAAAUGUCUGGGAAUUUAGACAUGCAAGCAUUUUUUGUAUGUGUGAUACUGGGGAUCAAACUCGGGGCCUUGCGCUUCUCAGGCAUGCGUUUAUAUCACUGAGCCAAAUCCCUGACCAAUUUAUUUUUAAAAACUCAUUUUUUUACACACAACUUGUGGAUCACCAAAUAUUGUAUUUUUCAUGGCCUAACUAGAUACCUCCUUAUAUCCCAACAUAAUUAUAUGAAACAUAUCAUUUCACCUAUUCUGCUUUCAUGUUGAAAACAAUAUGAUUUACAAAAAAAUGUUUUCUUAUCACGAACAAUUUACAUGUCAUGUUAAUAUUUUAUAAUUUGAUGGUUAUUUUACCACAAUUUUUGUAGCAAACUGUACUGCUGUGUGUUUCUGAUUGAGACGCAUGAGAUGGACAGUACCCUUGUAUUAAAGGAUAUCAUGAACUGUAA
Messenger RNA from Cavia porcellus (domestic guinea pig), 3585 nucleotides. Its product is annotated as zinc finger protein 709-like. Gene Ontology annotation, cellular component: nucleus. Gene Ontology annotation, molecular function: DNA-binding transcription factor activity, RNA polymerase II-specific; RNA polymerase II cis-regulatory region sequence-specific DNA binding. The record is from RefSeq and is a predicted model, not a curated record. Gene Ontology annotation, biological process: regulation of transcription by RNA polymerase II. The transcript has 4 exons. NCBI's taxonomy places the organism in Eukaryota, Metazoa, Chordata, Mammalia, Rodentia, Caviidae. The coding region runs from base 290 to 2278 and encodes 662 amino acids.